UCUGUUGUCUGAAUAAUAACAGAGCUGGUUUGGCGCUGACUUUCACUAGGGUCGUGUGCAGACCAGCAGUGGCAUCGUCUGUAAAGCAACGGCAUUUUGGUUCCUUACCCCGGUAAACCUUCAGGGGUUUUUCUUUGCAUUCAUUUGUUCAGUCUUCUGCAAGUCUCUGGAAAAAAAAUCUAAUUCGUUUUAUAACCAACCCCAGAUGCGGCAGUGUGUGUGAGAGUGUGUGUGUGUGUGUGUGUGUUCGCCAGUGCUUGAGAGAAAGGGUUCUUGCUGCAAGGGCUAAAGGAGAACGAAGAAACAAACGGUUUGGAUUUUUUCAAUUCCAUUUUUUGGGGGGUGAUUUUUUAGGAAUGAACGCAGAUACGUGCGUUUCAUACUGUGAUAUGACAUCCAUGGAUUCAUAUUAUAACACGCCUUCGCCACACGGUAGGGAUCAACAACCAUCGGAUCCCUUCAGAAUAUUCCAACCGAGUGAAACCAAAUACAGCCCAACGUUCCUACCCAAAGGACAACAGGGUUACGAGGAGAAGUCUCGGAGUCCUUUCCAACAGGAGUGCCAGUCACUGGAUGACGGCACAGAGGAGGGCAACAACUUCAACAAAUACCACCUCUUCAUGCAACGACCGACCUGCAAAACACCCCCGGAAGGCGAAAAACUCCACCAGGAAAGCGGAGGACACAACGACGCGCUCAUCCCCUGCUAUGCCAAAGACAACGGCGGUCUAACCGAAUCUGAGCUGACCCCAAACACCGAGUCUCCCGGGAUGGAAGGUUCCUACCUGAACCUGAAGGAACCGGGGUUAGGGGUCAGAGGUCAGGGCUCCGACCACCUCUCCAGUCUCGUGGACAAAGGGAGCGAGGCAGCAGACAGCAACAAGGGAAAGAAGAGACGGAAUCGUACCACGUUCACCUCCUACCAGCUGGAGGAACUAGAGAAGGUGUUCCAGAAGACACACUAUCCCGACGUCUACGUUAGAGAACAACUGGCGUUGAGGACCGAUCUGACAGAGGCUAGAGUACAGGUGUGGUUCCAGAACCGGCGUGCUAAGUGGAGGAAGAGGGAGAGGUUUGGUCAGAUGCAGCAGGUCAGGACUCACUUCUCUACUGCCUACGAGCUACCCCUCCUCACCAGGCCAGAGAACUACACACAGAUCCAGAACCCAUCGUGGCUCGGUGUUGGCAGCGGUGUCUCUCCUGUACCUGGCUGUGUGGUGCCCUGUGACGGGUCAGUCACCUCCUGCAUGCCUCCCCACCCUCAUGGAGGGGUCUCCGACUACCUAGGCGUGCCCAGCCCGGGCGCAAUGGGGCAUGAGGGUCACAUGGGACAGACACACAUGGGAAGUCUCUUUGGGGCUGGAGGAAUGGGCGGAGGAAUGGGCGGAGGAAUGGGCGGAGGAAUGGGCGGAGUGGGUGGCGGUCUCAGCGGUUACGACCUGACCAGUGUCGACCCAGACAGAAAGUCUUCUAGUAUCGCGGCGCUGCGUAUGAAAGCUAAGGAACACAGCGCUGCCAUCUCCUGGAACACAUGAUGCUAUGGGAUUGUUCCUGGGUCUGGCCCCACCCUGGUCAGACACGCCCUAACCCUGCCUCCUCAUCCAUACUCUCCUGAACCUGGACAAGGCCAAGCCCAGUACUGGGAAGGAGGAAGAGGAGGAGCAGGACGAGGAGGAAGGUCAGGAUGGGACUAUGACUACGCCACCUGAUAGCACUAAUAAUACCAAAGCAGGUGAAAUGAAUGAACUACAACCCGAGACGACAGGAGAGACCAUCACAGGAAACGAUUCAGCAGCUUUAGAAUGAUAACAACGAUGAUGUCACCAUGACAAUCAGCAGGAGACGCUGAGAAAAGAAGACGCUAGACAGAGGGAGUGGUGCUACUUGAUCUCUCAGACCUCUGAAGGGGGAACGUGCCAUUUCCCCUGUGCCUCUUUAUUCUCUAUGCCAUCAACCCUGUCCCUCUUUAUUCUCUAUGCCAUCAACCCUGUCCCUCUUUAUUCUCUAUGCCAUCAACCCUGUCCCUCUUUAUUCUCUAUGCCAUCAACCCUGUCCCUCUUUAUUCUCUAUGCCAUCAACCCUGUGCCUCUAUUCUCUAUGCCAUCAACCCUGUCCCUCUUUAUUCUCUAUGCCAUCAACCCUGUGCCUCUUUAUUCUCUAUGCCAUCAACCCUGUGCCUCUUUAUUCGCUAUGCCAUCAACCCUGUCCCUCUUUAUUCUCUAUGCCAUCAACCCUGUGCCUCUUUAUUCUCUAUGCCAUCAACCCUGUCCCUCUUUAUUCUCUAUGCCAUCAACCCUGUGCCUCUUCAUUCUCUAUGCCAUCAACCCUGUCCCUCUUUAUUCUCUAUGCCCAUCAACCCUGUCCCUCUUUAUUCUCUAUGCCAUCAACCCUGUGC
This is a messenger RNA of Oncorhynchus keta (chum salmon), 2395 nucleotides long. Its product is annotated as homeobox protein aristaless-like 4. Gene Ontology annotation, biological process: regulation of transcription by RNA polymerase II. The transcript is spliced from 4 exons. The record is from RefSeq and is a predicted model, not a curated record. The coding region runs from base 357 to 1535 and encodes 392 amino acids. NCBI's taxonomy places the organism in Eukaryota, Metazoa, Chordata, Actinopteri, Salmoniformes, Salmonidae. Gene Ontology annotation, molecular function: DNA-binding transcription activator activity, RNA polymerase II-specific; RNA polymerase II transcription regulatory region sequence-specific DNA binding.